AGCUUCUCUUUUCAUCCUGUAGUUGAAACAGCGGGGAAACGUCUCACUUCCCAGGAUGUUGGAGGAAAACUGCUCCCUCGCUGCCCUUUUCUCAGCCUCCGCCACAGUCUUCAGUGACAGCGGCUGCCCCGACGCUGCUGUGAUGUGUGGAAUGAACAUCUCCUGGCUUUUAGUCAACGCUACCAAAGACGAUGAAAAGCAACUAUGCAUGAGUGAAGAGGAGUAUCUUGCCAUGCACCUUGGUCCUGCAAAGUCCCCCGUGUUCCUCCCUGUGUGCAUCACCUAUCUUGUCAUCUUCAUGGUGGGUGUCCUGGGAAAUUUUCUGACCUGUGUGGUCAUUUUGCACUACCGGGUGAUGCAGACACCCACCAACUACUACCUGCUCAGCUUAGCCGCGUCCGACCUGCUGGUGCUGCUGCUGGGCAUGCCGUUAGAGCUCUACGAGAUGCAGCAGAACUACCCCUUCCUGCUUGGAGAAGGAGGCUGCUACUUUAAAAUCUUUCUGUUUGAGACUGUCUGCUUCGCCUCCAUCCUCAACGUCACGGCGCUUAGCGUGGAGCGCUACGUAGCGGUGGUGCACCCUCUCAAGGUCAAACACCUGGACACACGUGCUCAUGUUAAGAGGGUGAUCUUCAUGCUAUGGGGGCUGUCGAUGCUGUGUGCUGUCCCCAACACCAGCCUGCAUGGGAUUGCUGUGUUGCCUCCAAGGUUUGGACGCGAGUUUCCUCGUUCAGCUAUCUGUCACGUGGUCAAGCCUACCUGGAUGUACAAACUGAUCAUCCUGAUUUCCACGCUGGUCUUCUUUGUGCUCCCCAUGUUCAUCAUCAGCAUCCUCUACUUGCUGAUUGGCUUGCGGCUGCACAGGGAGAAGAUAAUAACUGUGGUGGGUGCUAAUCCCAGCUUCGGGACGGACAGUCUCUCCAAGUCCCACAAGCAGAGGCUAAGCAAACGCAACCUGCAGGUCACCAAAAUGCUUUGUGUGCUGGUUGUAGUCUUUGGCAUCUGCUGGGCUCUCUUUCAUGUGGACCGUCUAAUGUGGAGCUACAUGGACAUGUCCUCCGUGCAGCACCUGAAACUCUUUGAGAAUGUCCACAUCAUCUCUGGGGUCUUCUUCUACCUGAGUUCUGCUGUCAACCCAGUCCUCUACAACUUCAUGUCCACCAGGUUCAGAGAAAUGUUCCGCCACAUCACAUGCCACUCCAAGGGCUGGCAGGCACCUGUGAGCUUAACCCUCUGAUGCAAGAAUUAUGAAAGCCUUGGACAAGAUUUUUUCCUGAAGUGCUUUUAUUCUUCUCAGGACAUGAAAAAAAAAGGUUCAACAGUUUUUUUCCAAAAAUAUGUUUUUUUAAAUGAAGUUAUCGACAUGUCCAAUCCAGUGGACUACAUGCGCCUGAGCACUCAACAUGAAAAACUGUACUUACUGUAAAAAUGAAGUACCUUGUGUUCUAUUGUAAAUAUACAAACACCUGUUUGCUUGUAUGCUUUGAAAAGCAUUCAUCUCUAUUCAGCCCCAAUGUUUAGGCGUAAAUAACAAAACAAAUGAACAGUCAUAGCUGUGAAUCCUACAUCUGAAUAUACCAAACUAGUAUCUCCAACAGGAGAAACCUUUUAGAGUCCGCACAACUCUAACGAUGCAGGACAGUAUUACCAACUCCUUACAUCAGUAUGUUAGAAGAGAGACAAACUGACAACUUAGUCUCUGUGUGUCCGAACACGAAUAUGUUCAUCACACCUAGGCUGUGUGAAAGUUUGCAAAGCAUCCAGGGCACAAUGGCACGGAGCAUUGCAUGCAGAUGUAUUUGGUCUUCUGUGUGCACGCAGCAUCAUGGCAUCUGUUUGCAUUUUUCACCUCGGUCAGUUGGCCCGUGAUAUCCUGUGGCGAACCUGACCUCACGUGCUACUUUGGUGACUGCUCUCCGUGUCACGGGUUGUGGGGUCCCACUGGGUCUUUCUCUUUUGCAUUGCUGGAGGGUGCCGCUAUUUAUCAGUGCACGAGCCACAGAUGCUUUGAAGGGGAGGAGUCUCGUCUCUUCCAAACCAGACAUUUGGUAGAGACGCCAGGCGUUUACAACGGUCACAUCCAAAAAAAUGAAAAAACACCCGGAUGUACCAUCUCUUGUUUCGAUGUCUGUGGGGGUACAUUGCCAGACAUUGGUCAACAAGAUCAACCCCACCCAUGUGUUGAUUGUAAAGGGCCACAGAGAAGGGCUUUUGGACCAUCAUCAUCUUUUUUGAUGACUCAGGGCAGCUCGCUGAAUGAGGAAGUGCCCAACAGCUACAGGUGGGAUUAAGGCUUUCUGAGCAGAAAGGAAGUUGGAUGGGAAAAGGCAACAAAUAAAUUAACAAAAGAAAUAAA
Nothobranchius furzeri (turquoise killifish) is the source of this 2356-nucleotide messenger RNA. RefSeq names its product neuromedin-U receptor 1-like. Gene Ontology annotation, biological process: neuropeptide signaling pathway. Gene Ontology annotation, cellular component: plasma membrane. NCBI's taxonomy places the organism in Eukaryota, Metazoa, Chordata, Actinopteri, Cyprinodontiformes, Nothobranchiidae. The record is from RefSeq and is a predicted model, not a curated record. Gene Ontology annotation, molecular function: neuromedin U receptor activity.